GUUCGAUGAUUUUGUUCCUUAAUGCUGCUCAGACGAUGAAUUCUCCACCGCGGUUAAGCAGCGAUUCCAUGGUGAUGCGCUUUCCCGCUCGACUGUGGCGCAUUGUCAACUCCUGCACGUCUGGGGCCAUCUCCUGGGGGCCCAAUGGAAAAACUGUGCGAGUGUUGCGGCACAAGUUUGAGAAAGAAUAUCUGCUUGCAGUCUCCAAACCAUUCAAGACGUCGAAGUUUGAAAGUUUUGUACGUCAGCUAAACCAUUACGGAUUUAAGAAGAUCACCAACCCCAUAAUGUUAGAUGAGAGCAAAGAGGAGGCGGCGAGUCUGUCCGAGUACCGUAACUCACUCUUCACACGAGACCGCCCCGAGAUGAUCGCCUUCCUCCACCGCAGCUGCCGGCGCUCCGGCCCAGAGAAGGGCGCCAGACGCCAGCGACCCAAACCUCGGGAGGCCACGCUUUGUCCGCAAUCUUCGUCUCAGCCAGCUGGCUUCAAUGCAGAACCCAGCUCAAACAAUUCAUCUAUACUUCUUCAUCCCUUGCUGCGUCCAGACAAACCUGCUGAUUUUAACAAUUGUAAGAGUAAUUGCUCUGUUGGCGCCCAGCCAGGUCCCACCUGUAGUGUGUUGAAUUAUAUGCUCCCGAAAGGUGAACACAAGAUCCAAGGCUUGACAGUGCUACGUGACUUGUCUUCAUACGCAUUUCGUUCCGCAAAAGAAGAGAACGUCCAGCGACAAGUCCUCUCCUUCAUGGACACGGAUCAGAGCAAUGGCCCAGCUCCUGGAAACGUCACGUCGAACCAGGUGAUCAUCGGCUCCAAAGAAUCGACUCCAUCUCUCGCCCCAUUGCUGCCGUCAUCACCGCCGCAGCAGCAGCUGGACAUGGUCGUGGACACCAGGGUAAGUCUUACUUGCUCAGACCGACAGAUUCUGGAAAUAAGUUUGACGGAAGUGACGUAAGUCUCAUACCUGCCACUUCGUCAAGC
Messenger RNA from Pomacea canaliculata, 979 nucleotides. RefSeq lists its product as uncharacterized. The coding region runs from base 6 to 953 and encodes 315 amino acids. The transcript is spliced from 5 exons. The record is from RefSeq and is a predicted model, not a curated record. Gene Ontology annotation, molecular function: DNA-binding transcription factor activity; sequence-specific DNA binding. Gene Ontology annotation, biological process: regulation of DNA-templated transcription. Lineage: Eukaryota; Metazoa; Mollusca; Gastropoda; Architaenioglossa; Ampullariidae.